CGUUCUGUCAUGGAGAGCACAACGCGAUGUGCCGUAAGUGUGCUCAAGUAUCGUCGUCAUCGUGGUCGUUGCCGAAAUAAUCGCGUGUGUAGUAUUUCAAAUCGUAUCAUAGGAUUAUCACAGUGACAAUCAAUAUAUUUAGGCGUGCGUAAAGAUCGUGGUGCUCGUGGUGCUACUAUCGGUAUAUCGUGAACUGUGGCAGUCGAAUAAUUGUAUCGUAGCCACAUCUCUAUAUAUCCAAGACGAAUCUUUAGCGAUUAAAAGAAGUGAUUCUUUGUGAAUCGAAUAAUCGCAUCUACGUGCGAUUAACGUUCGAUUCAUCGAACAAUCGAUAAAUCGGCAAACGGUGCUGUGACAUAUUAAUUGAGGUGCAUGCCAUUGUGUCUAAUAAUAGAUUCGUGAUUCGAAGUAUCGCAUAUAAUCCACGUGUUCGUUUCGAAGAGCGUACGGUAUUCAAAUAUUGUCAACAAGUUCGAAGAAUAGUCACCUGCUACGUAGCAUUUGGACAACCGUUUCGUGGAAUUGAGUCAAUGUCGACAACGGUACGCGUGUUGUUACCGCGUGACAUAAAGGCAUUGUAAACAUACAAGUACGAGACGCACCUCGUUUGUAUAUAUUACGAAAUUUAAACGAAGUUGAGCACGUAUAUUUCUCGUAGAACGUAUGUAAACAACAAGCAGAGAAACGAAUCGAAGUUUUUUCCGGUUACGACCAUUACAAAUAUAUUAUUUAUAUACAUUGGCUCCUAUCUACGCAUAUUUCUUUUCGAGAAUAGCGAGCGACGCUUCGAUAUACAAUCGAUCUUCGAUCACGAAGCUGGUCACAUGGUACGAACGAAAUCGAUUGCGAUUAUAACCGGAAACGUCGAUCGAUUGCUCGAUAAAUGUCGAUCUUCAUACGAAACAAGAAUACGAAAUCCUGUUAAUUCGAUCCGUUAACGUAACGGACACACGAAGAGUAAUUGCGGAGACUGAGUCGUUUCGUAGCGCAUUUUUAUAAACGAAAUCGUGUAUAAAUCAAAUUAUUUGGUGGUGUUAAGGAAUUAUAUCAAAGUUUACGAAGUAUAUUAAUCGAUUGGGCGAAAUCAAUGCGUUCUCGCUUCUCGAACAGCGGUGUACGACAGUGACAAAUAAAAAAGGGAGUGAAAGACGAACGAUGCUGCUGUCCGGUCGUCGCGGUUAAUUCGCACGUGUCGCGAUGUCGGGCGGCACGGCGGGCGUCCGUGGCACCGGCGCCGAGUGCAGGAAGUUCGCGCCGAACAUAUUCAACAAGAGCAAGUGCAGCAGCUGCUUCAAGCAGAAGGAGGAGCACAGCGCGGAGGCUCUGGAAUGCAACAGGGCAACGAGAAAGAUUUCAAAAUGCGGAUACCUGUUCGUCGCCCCGGGCUGGGACUUCUCCAAUCCGCUGAAUCGCACCAAGAGAUGGCAGAGAAGAUGGUUCGUCCUGUACGACGACGGGGAGCUGACAUACUCUGUGGACGAGCACCCGGAGACAGUUCCUCAAGCGAGGAUCGAUAUGACCCGUGUGUUGGAAGUUGCUGCUGCCGAGGAUAUCACCGGACAUCCGUACAGCCUGGCGAUCACCUCGCCGGAAGGAGUUACCUUCGUGAAGGGCACGUGCCGCGAGGAAACCAGAUGGUGGGCCGAUGUGCUUCAGGUCUACUCGAGGAACAAGGGCCGGCAUAAGAGGAAUGCGACGUUCCCCGGUGGACAGACCACCAUUCUUCAGGUCACUCCUACGAUCAGAAGUAACACGCCGAAUCCACCUCGACCACGGUUCAACAGCUGUCGUUCAGAGCCCCGCAGCAACACGUGGAUCUCGUCGGAAACGAGCGUCCCCGCAGACCUUUGCGCAUCAGUCUUCUCCUCCACGCCAUCUCUGGUGACCAACAGCGUGGUAACGACGACCAGCAACACGUCGAUGAGCAACGGUAACGUGGUGGAGAACAGCAACGACCAUCGUGUCACCGCCAACGUGUCACCCCUUAGAACCAGCACGCCUCUUGAGAACGGUGGCUCCACCUACAUAACUUCCGUUCCAUCCACAUCCAUCAUGAACGGGAGCACCGUGUCCAGCACCGUGUACACGACCACGUCGACCUCGACCACCGUGUCGUCCGUCAACUCGUUGACGGAGAAGCCACCGAUCGUGCCCAACGAGGGUAGAUCGAGCUACAAGGAUCAACCAGCUAGCAGCGCCUCCCCACCGACCAGAGACAAGCUUCGAGCGGAAGACAAGGCCAGACGCAGGAUGAAUCAGCACGGAGAACGAACCGGGACCGCCUGCUCUGGCGAGAAACUAGACGAUGACGCCUGUCGAAGGAUCCUGUUGGAGCAUGAAAGAGAAAGAGAAGGAAAGUUGCGAGACAUUGCCGCCUCCUUGACCCAGCCACGCGUCAGGAGGAUCAAGCCUAGGACGUCUGAGCCGACCAGGGAUGUGGUGGAUGCGGCCAACGCUGCCUAUCAGGAUAAGUUUAUUAGAGGCGAUCCGGAUGGAUGUGGCCUUGACAUCUCCGGCAUUAGAUACUCUCCUACCUCUGAAUUGAGGGUCGAUCUACCUGCUGAAGAUUUAUUAAACAUAAAGAAAGGCUGGUUAAUGAAGCAAGGAUUAAAUAAGGAAUGGAACAAGCAUUGGUUCGUGCUUCGCGGUUGCGGCCUCAUGUACUACCGAGAUCCCUGCGCGGAAGAUAAGGGUAUCAUGGACGGUGUCAUAGAUCUGAAUACCGUUACCGCCGUCACGCCCCUUCAAGUCGCAAGAAAUUAUGGAUUCCAGACUGUGGCCUGGGACGAUCGAGGAUCUACAGUAUUGUCCGCGGUGACCGCUGGUAUACGAGCCAGUUGGAUGUCGGCCAUUCGGAGGGCUGCCAAUUUACCAGAUCCUGACAAUGGCAGCGAUUCUCUGACGGUUUGUCAGGAUGCGCAGCAAGAUAACACCCCACAAUCACCUACCGCAUCGCUGACGGAUCGCGAAAGAGACUCCUCGGUUGUUCCUUCAACGUCAGUCACACCACGCUCAGUUCUAUUUUCCUCCGAUGAAGAAUAUCGAACGGCAUCCGAAGGCGGCAGAAGAGAGUCUGGUGAUUGGUCCGAGGUCCCAGUAUCGCCACCCUUAGUGAGAAACGGCGACUGGCCCAGUGGAUUGAAGGGUUCCAGUUGGUCAGAUUCGGCGAACCACGAGUGGUCGGAAUUACCUCCGUCGCCACCGCUGACUAGAACCGCUUUGUCCAGAGUGAAAGCUCGAUCCAGAUCAAGCUCCAGAUCCAGAGUUUACAAGAGAAGCUGCAGCUCUCCUCUAAGCUCAAGAAGAAGCACUUUGGACAGCGUCAGGUCCGAGGAUUUGAUGAUGGCUUGCUGCGAAUUAGGAGAGGAUGAAGAACAGCACAACGGGCACAUGCAGAAUAGUUGUCUGUCGAGCGCAAACGAGAGCCCAUUGAUAGUAGAGUUGUUGGAGAACCAGGUGUCUUUGCUGCGCGAUCAGUUAGAUCAAAAUCAGUCGCAUCCAAGCACAUUACUAGUCAUUAUCGAGCGUCAAGAGAACGAAAUAGAAAGUUUAAAGUCGCAGCUGAAUACGGCGAGAGCGGACGUCGCGAGUGCUGAAAAGGAACUGUCCAGGUUGAGGCAGCAAAAGGCUGAAGCUUCCAUCAGAGAAAAACAAGUGGAUGAAUUAUUGAACACGAUCCAGAGAACGGAGCAGCAGAGAAACAAGGACUUGGAGGAUCUAGAGAAGAUGAAGAAGAUGUACAACAGGGAUAAGGAGAUGUUGGAAUGCAAGUUGCUGGAGACCGAAGCUAUUCUUAGAGAGACCAGCGAGCGAUGUGAAAUGCUUACUAAAGAGUUGGCAUCGAGUCAUAGAACCGUCGAACAUCUGCAGUCGGAGAUAACCUCUUUGAGCAAUAGAUUAUCUCAAGGAAUAGAGGAGAACGAACGUUUGUAUAGCAAAGUUAGAGAACUGGAAGACAAAGGGGGGUUGUCUUCUUCGAAAGAACGAGGAAGAAGUUUCGAUUCUCUCAGUGAUUUGACGAACAUUGAGCUGGAUCUGGAUUUCAAUUCUCUUGACAAGGAAAGAAUCGUGGAAGAAUACGACGAACUUAGAUCCCGUUUCGAGAAAGCUAUCCUUGAGAUACGCGCGAUGCGCAAGGAGCUUCGCGAGGCGCACGCAAUGCAGGACGCUUUGGAAUUGGAGAUCUUUGCUCACAAGCAGGACGCAGUUAGCGUGAACGAGACGAAUCAAGCUCAGAUUCAAUUAAUGGCAGCUAGGAUCCAAGAUUUGACCAACAAGCUUGCAGCCAGCGAGAAGCAAGUAAGGAAUCUGAAGCAGAAGCUGACAAAAGCUGAAACCAGGGACAAGAGGAGGUCGUUGUCGUUGAAGGGUCGUGAGUCCUUCCAGAUUUCUCAAGAGAUGGAGGACAAGUUGGUGGAUCUGGAGAACAAGAUCUGUGCUAUAGAACGCGGGAAGAGCAUCAGCGCGCCUGCGUCGGCGGGAAGCAGCCCGAAGGAGUCGAGCCCUAAUCCAAAGAAGGAGAAGAGGAGGGAUAGCAAGAGUCUGGACCGUACCAGAUUAAGAAGAAAAUCGCUAGACAGCGCAACUAGUUCAGAACCGAUGAAAGUGUUGAUCAGGCUCAGCACGUUGGAGACGAAGGUGGCAAACGUGCAAGAGAAUAUGGCGAGCGACGCAGAGAAAGACUCCAGCGAAUGUAGCGAGGUCAGCUCGCCCUCGACAAGCGAGGUGUCGUUGGAGAUCAUCGCGAGGUUGAAGAAAUUAGAGAGAGUGGUGUCGAAGUCGAAGAGGAGGCUGGAGAAGUGUUUAGGCUCGACGCAAGCGGAGGACAAAGCGGAGAAGUGUUUGCGCGAGGUAAACGAUAUUUUGGACUCGUGUUUAGAAUGUAAGAAAAACCAAGGUAGCGCUCAAGUGACCGAGUCAGUAGGCGUAGUGGUAUCUAGACUAGAGACUAUACUUAAAGAUAAAUUGAGCGAACUCACGAAGAGACGGCAGACGCUCGAGCAGAACGGCCAGCUGGACGAUAGGGAGAAGAUGAAGCUGAUCGCGGAGAGGGUUGCGUUCGAGUUCGUCGUUCUGAGACAGAUCAAGUGCGCGAUCGGCCGUACAUUCGACCGUAGUGCCGUUCUCAGUGAAUUGGUCGAAACUAGUCAGCUUGCCUCAAGCUUAAUGCGUAAGAUUCACGGAACUAAGCCCAAAACGUACCAAAACACCAGUUACAUUCAGUAUCUUACUAGAGUGUUAGCUAAUAAGUUAGUACUAGUAGGUGGCGUGGCCGCGACGGAGACGGUGUCCAAGGAGGUGUCCGCAGCUCGUAACGAGAGCUUGAACUUCUUGCUGCAGAAGCAGCGCGAGAUAAACGAGAUCGUGUGCAGAUACAAGGAGACGAAGUUGAGACAGCUCGCGGAGGCACUGGCCGCCGAGACGUUGAGCAUGUCGGAGCAAGAGGAUUCGAGCAAGCAACAGGCGACCAACUCGAGCAAAAAGUUGCUGGAGGAUCGACGAAUUCGCGAGGCAUGGGCGCUCGCCCAAGAAACGGUGAGCAAGGAGUUGGUGCAGGCGGAAGUGUCUCACGUGAUCAUGCGUUGCGGCCAGAUGUACGAGCAAAAUAUCACCAGCAUCACCGAUGCUUGCCUCAACUUCGAGAGCGCGGAGAACGUAACGUUAGAAUCUUGGAUCGACACGGCUCAAUCCAGGCUGCGCGAAGAGAUGGAACAGUCGACUCGCGAGCUGUCCAACGUUUACGAAGAAUGCCUUCACCAGUUGAAGAAGAACAAGUCGGCGAUACUCGAGUCGAAAUACGAGUCGAGACAAUUGUUGACGGACUACGCGGACGUGAUCGCGCACAAAGCUUUAAUAGACGCCAGAAUCGAGCUUCUUCGGGGGAACGCGAGACAAUCGACCACGCCCUUCCCUGGGGAGACUUUCGUAUCUAGUCUAAUCCGAAACGACGACGUUCUUUCGAGUCUGCUAGAGGCAGGCGAUCAAGAGUUCCAAAGCAAUCCAAUUCUCGACGCGGAGUACAGUUACCUUUAUCAGCAAUUUAGCAAGGAGUGCGAGGACAGGAUAUCCGGUUCGAAGCGCGCCUCCAAGGAGCAAAUGAAGAACGUUGGCCAGAGUUUGAUAUAUCUCGAGGAGGAUUUGGUCGAGUUGGGCAAACGCGUUCGAGAGAAAUUGGACGAGAGCGGCGAGAAUGUUUCACGGCCGGCGAAAUCGGCCACGAUGAUUACCAUUACCGACUGGUCGAGCGUGUGCGAGAAGUGCUCGCAGUUGCGCGAGCAGAUAAAAAAAUUGAGCGACCAUAUGAACAGCGUGACUUGCAAACAGUGUGACCAAUUGCAGAAAACUAUCGAGAGGAUAACGGCGGAGCAUAAUCAAGAGUUGGAGACGUUGAAGCGUAACCAGGAGAGGGAUUUGAUGGACAUCAAGGGUGAAUUGGACAAUCAGAGGCAAUCGUUGACCUCUCAAUACGAGCAGGAAGCGGCCAGUUUGCGCGAAAAGGCGAGAAAAUUGGAGCACAGGUUGAACGCAAUGGACUCCGAGCAUUCCGCUCACGUGAACGAACUUAGAGCCGCUUAUCAAAGAUCUAUGAGCGCCGAAUUGGAUACAGAUGCGGAAACGAGGAAGAGAUACAAAGAAGAGAUCAAGCAACUGCGAGCGUUGUGCGAAAAGGGUUUGCUCGCUAUGGAGAAUUCUCACAGGCGCAUCAUUUCCGAGAUGGAAGAGAAACACCGACAAGAGUUGGAAAAUCUGAGGGUGGAGAAGGAGCAGGCGUUGUCGGAAGAGACUCAGGCCACUCUGGCGGCCCUGGACGCUAUGAGAAAAGCUCACGAGCACGAGGUGCAGAAAGAAAUAGCUAAAUUCAAACAGGAAUUUAUUAAACAAAUGCAGGCACGCGAAGACAUUGGCGUGCUUCACAAGGAACACGAGGAAGAGAUGGAGGAGAUCAAACAGGAGAUUCUUUCCUUAUCUGCCAAGUACUCGUCCAAGUGCGUAGAAUCAGCGGCUUUGGAGGAAAAGGUAGGAUCCCUUACCAAGCAGCUUGCUCAAGCGCAACAACACAUUAUGCAAUUGGACGCGAGGAACAAACAGCUUAGGGCGCAUCUUGUAUUGGAAACGAACGACAGCGCAAACGACAACAUGCAAAUGUUGAGGGGCAGGGACAACGAGAUUGGAGAGCCGAGGGAAGAGAUCCAUCGACUGCAACAGUUGAAGCAUGGGGAGGCCCCUCGUGAUACGUCCGGUGUGCCAUCGAAAUCUUCGUCGCUAAGCUACUCGCCGCAGCGUGGCAGGAUUAAUAACGAGCCGCUGCUCAGAGCGGCGAGCAGCGAGGAGCAGAGAACGGGCGGCGAAAGGCCGAGAAGCACGCUGUCCACGUUGCAAAAGAGCACGCAGGACAAGCAGGCAGCGUUCUCGUACAAGCUUGAACGCGUUAAAUCGGUCUCGUUGCCUUACUCGAGUAACUUGGUUAGGCCGGGCAAUAGUUCUGGCGUGAACUCGCACGACGUGAAAGAGGUGAGCUUAGGGCAAAAGAGCCAGGAGCGUAACGGCCUGGCAUCGCCGCUCUGGGACAGCCUGAGACCGAGGAGCGGACUGCCCCAUCAGUAUCAAGGUGGCACAGCAGAGGUCGACGGCGCCGGCGGUGGCUGGCAGAGCAGCGACAAAACCGAAAAACAGCAAGAGGCAUACAGCUUCCAUGCCGACAAUCCUCCCGAGUCCCGCCUCACCCCGGAACCCCCAGCUCUCUCCGUUGCAGAGCUGAUGAGGUCUCCAGCAGUGAGAUGGUCCAGCAGAAGUUGUCGUAGCUUGCCUCCAACGCCCACGCCGAGUUAUCAUCACCCGCUCCACCCACCACUUCCAGCAGUGGGAAUGGUCGCCGAGAGGAAGAAACGUUUCGAGCUCUGAAUCGUUAAUUAACACGCAUACUAUAUUCUUCCGUUAAAAAUUCAUAAUCACGCAUAUCAUAUAAAAAAAAAAAAUACAUCGUCGAAAACUCGUUUAAAUUGUAUAAUUCGCGCGUACAAUUGUUUUCGAAUGGUGCUAAGUCAGACUCGUUCCGAGUCUUCCUCAAGACCCACGAAUUUCGACUUCUUUGCAUUAUCACCCACAAAAAUACAGCAUUUUUCGAUAUUCGUUUCUUUUCAAAUAUUUAGACAAUCCAAAAAAUUUUUUAUUUUUUUUUUUUUUUUUUUUUUCCAUUGACAAUUUACAGGCAAUUCGUCACUGCCAUAGGGAAUAGAGCUUCGACGGUAGAAUGGAGCAAAUGUCAAUUAUUACGAUCGCCCGGGAUCGUGCUCGUCGUAACGUAACGAUAUUGAGCAUGUUUAUCAAGUAAACAUGAUUCAAUAGCCGAAACGAGGCUCGGGUCCCGCGCUAGGCUCGCGAGUUCUGCUUUACGGUUGAAAGCCUAUCGCGAACGAUAGGUCGUUUUCGAAGGGACUGUCCUCUUUCUUCUCCCUCAUAUCGAUCGAAUUUAUAUCGUUUAAUGGGACCACCGCUCGAUAAAGGUGGUUAAUUUGAUACGCAUUUAAAACUUUCGAUGAUUUUUCCCGUAGGACCGAGUAGUGAUCGUUUCGAUCGAUUUUCGCGAGCGACGUGCGUUUCUAGGGCAUUAUUUCAGUUUAUAUCUGCCGUUUCUCGUCGUGAUUAUUUUGCAAUUAUCGUAAUGGUGCAAUUGUAUACAUGAUCAUUAAUCAAAGCAUUUCGUUCCUUUUGUUUUAUCUUCUUAGUACGCGAUAUAUUUUUCUGGUGCUUCGAGUCUGAAUCUGAAUUAUAAUAAAUAGAGAAAUAUGUUGAGAAAUUUAAUUUAAUUGAAUCAAUUGAGCAGAAUUAUUGGAAAUUAAGACUACUAUCCUAGGUAGGAUAUUUUUUUAAAAUUUUUUUCGAGAUGACGAGAAAUGGCACGAAAAGCGACAGAUGCGAAGGAAAUACAGUAGAACGUCGAUUAUCGAUUAAUUAAAUUUCGUGGUCUCGAAUACAGGAAUCUCUAAACGUAGAAAAAGAGACCAAAAGUUUGAGUAAUUGACAGUCUACUGUAUUGCGAGUCAUUUAUACAAGUGUCGUGGUAGUUAACGCAAUGUAACGCAUAUAUGUAUUGGUGUGAAAGUGUAUUGACAAAUAAUUCGUCAAGGUUGUUACGUUUGCGUUUUAAUUAUAAAAAUCGUAAGAUUUGUUAUAAUGCCAUCUUGUGACUUUACGAGGGGGCUAAUUUUAAUCGACGAUCGGCUCAAAGUUCGUCUUCUAGGGAGGCUUCGAUUAUAAUUUUUUUUUUUUUUUUUUCAUUUUGUUGACACGUUGUUCGUGACUAUUAUUAUUAUUUUUUUUUAUUUGUUUUGUAAAGACGAUUAGUAUGUUAAAGCGAAAAAUGGCGAAACUUUAUCGCGGUAAAAGAAAACGAGGUAUGAUUUAUUCUAAUUUACUUUCGUUUUCUCUUUUCUCUUUUCUUUACUACCUGCACUGUUUCUCGUUAAUUUUUCGUAAAUCGAAAAUUAUUUGUACGCUUGUUUCGCUCUUGUUAUGUAUAGAUUCUGCACAUAAUAUUGAAUAUAAUACGGCGUUGUCACAUUGCACUGUGUAUUACCGCAUUUUGUCAUUGUGUAAAUGUUUUUGUCGGAUCGCGACAUUAUCAUUUUUUGAUGUUAAUAUUGUAUAGUUUAUGACGUUCUCAAUUUAAGGAGCAAGAAAAUAUAAAUAACUUAGAAUUAACCCCUUCCAUAUGAAAUGGAUUGUUUAUAUUAUAUGUUAUUAUUAUAUUAUAUUCUAUAUUAUAUAUUGUCACGGUUCGUUCCAGCGAGGAUGUCAUCCGACAUUGUGAAUAAUGUCGAGGAAAGCGAAUUACAACAAAAAAAAAAGAAAGAAAGAACGAGAGAAAGAAAAGGAUUAUCGAUAACAAUAUGAUUCAUUAUCUCUUAUGUAGAGUAAUUACUCAGGAUUGUUUAACAUUUAUAAUAUAUUACAAUUAUACUUAUUGUAUUUGUAUUAUAAUUUAUAAUAACGUUUGAAAUAAAAUAUAGUAACCAUUGA
Molecule: messenger RNA, 10020 nt
Organism: Apis laboriosa (Himalayan honeybee)
Lineage: Eukaryota; Metazoa; Arthropoda; Insecta; Hymenoptera; Apidae
Gene: osp
Product: protein outspread
Exons: 17
Coding region: 1198-7902 (2234 amino acids)
Biological process (GO): actin filament organization
Cellular component (GO): actin cytoskeleton
Molecular function (GO): actin filament binding
Source: RefSeq, a predicted model, not a curated record